CCAGCGCGAGGCUGUGCGCGCGGGCGAGGAAACGCUUUCCCUGCUCCUCUCUCUCCUCGGCUUGCAGGGUCGGAUCCUGCGCCUGCGGAUCGCGCUUCCCAAACCCCCAACCCAGCUUUCCCCCCCCCAUGCUGGGUCUUUAUGCACUGCGAGGAAUCCGCUGCGUGAAUAUUUCUGCAUGCCCAGAAAACAUGGCCGAGGCUCAGGCUGGCUCUGGGAAGGUGGCUCUUUUCAGCCAGAAACAACGAGGGGGUCUCACCUACCGCAUCCCGGCGCUGAUUUACCUGCCCUCCGAGUCCACCUUCCUGGCGUUUGCAGAAGAGCGCUCAUCCCCCCGGGACGAAGAUGCUAAGUUCCUGGUGAUGAGGCGAGGGCGGAAGGAAGGAACGUCCGUCCAGUGGGGUCCUCAGCAAUCGCUGGAGACAGCCGUUCUGCCCAACUACCGCACCAUGAACCCCUGCCCCGUUCUCGAGAGGAAGAGCGGCGCCCUUUUCCUCUUCUUCAUCUGUGUGGAGAAGUACAUUACGGAAAGGCACCAGAUCAGCUCGGGGAGGAACGCCGCCAGGCUCUGCUACGUCUCCAGCCAAGACGCCGGUCACACCUGGAGCCAGGUGACCGACCUGACCGAGGCGGUCAUCGGCGAAGAGCUGACCAACUGGGCCACGUUUGCCGUUGGCCCAGGCCACGGCGUCCAGCUGAGCUCCGGGCGGCUGGUGAUCCCAGCGUACGCUUACUACAUCCACAAGCGUUUGUUUGGGCGCCCUAUGGAGACCAAGCCGCACAGCCUCACUUUCUAUAGCGACGACGGGCAGAGCUGGUCACGUGGCCCGCUCCUCGAGGCCUUGCUGACCACCGAGUGCCAGGUGGCCGAGCUGUCGUGCCCCGACGAAAGCUGGGUCCUGUACUGCAACGCCCGCAGCCUCCACAACUACCGGGUCGGGUCACUGUGCGCCAACAACGACCACCAGUUUGUCAAUCCCUCCCUGUGUGAGGAGUUGUGCGAGUCUCCGCACGGUUGCCAGGGCAGCGUGGUGAGCUUCUCCCCGCAGCUGGAGCCGUUGGAUCUGGGCCAGAAGAAAGACGGGGCCACGCCGUCGGGUCUCGAUACCUCCUUGGCCCCCCUCAAGGGUGCCCAGUCGUGGCUGAUCUUCUCCCACCCCACGAAAACACACAAGCGCUUGGAUCUGGGCAUCUACCUCAACACCUCUCCGUUGAAGAAGGGCUACUGGAAAGCCCCAUGGGUGCUGAACGAAGGGCCCAGCGCGUAUUCGGACCUGGCCGUGUGCGAGGAGGGCGAGUCGGUGAUGUUCGGGUGCCUGUUUGAGUGUGGGGUGUCCUACGAGUGCGAGGAGAUCGCCUUCCAACUUUUCACGGCUGUCGAGCUCCUGAGGAACGUGACGGAAAGUGCCUGUAGUUCCUCUUUUCCCUCAGAGGCAUAGAUGCUCAGGGACAUUUAGCACCCCAGCACAGAAAAUGAGGGUGCCCUCGCUUUCCUCUCCCUCAGGCUCUGCUAUGUCUCCGCCUUAGUAUUGUACGGUGCAGGCUUUGGAAAACGACUGCCAUUUUUGGGUGACAAUCAACAGGCCCUCACUUCUGCCUCCUUGAAAGCAGCCAAACGACAAAAACUCUUCUACGUAGUUAUAUUGAUAAAUCGAAAGGGGCAGUCUACAA
Molecule: messenger RNA, 1671 nt
Organism: Lacerta agilis (Sand lizard)
Lineage: Eukaryota; Metazoa; Chordata; Lepidosauria; Squamata; Lacertidae
Product: sialidase-3-like
Exons: 3
Coding region: 129-1439 (436 amino acids)
Biological process (GO): ganglioside catabolic process; oligosaccharide catabolic process
Cellular component (GO): cytoplasm; membrane; lysosome
Molecular function (GO): exo-alpha-sialidase activity
Source: RefSeq, a predicted model, not a curated record